Mycena citricolor is the source of this 1888-nucleotide messenger RNA. The record is from the annotation of a GenBank genome assembly. Lineage: Eukaryota; Fungi; Basidiomycota; Agaricomycetes; Agaricales; Mycenaceae.
AGCGCUUAAAACUCAACCUUCGGAAUGGACAGGAAUUGUGGAACAACAAACGUGGACUACAGGAGGGCGAGGCUGUGGAACACGCUUCGUGCAAUCCAGAGUUCAGGUGCCCAGAUGGCAGGACCCAAUUGGACUGGGGUACUUCCUCUCACACACCCCUGGAAUAAGACCCGCCCAAAAUCACACGUUCUCCGCAUGCCGGCGAUCUCAUGCGGUUUCUACUGCGGCCGAGUCAGCCAGGGUUGCAUCGCCUCAGCAAAGGGACGGGUGCCCGAACUGUGCCGGCGAUUCGUCAGCGCGAUUCGGCGGCUCCUGAAACGCCCUGAGCUGGGUUGUACGCGCGUCGCUGUUGUGCAUGUAGCGGAAUGGGGCAGGUUCGGGCUGUGACUCGUUUGGGGUAUUCUAUGAUGACUCGGGAUCAGCGGCUCGGAACCGAGAGUAUAAAAGCAGACUGAAGCCCGGGCCAUUGAGCGUCUUUCCGCUUCUCUCUAUCUCUCUUUCGUGGUGCUCGCGAGAAAUGUCUGAAUCUGCAUCUUCAUCCGCCGAAGUCACAGGUGUGAUUAAAGCCAUACGCGAAGGGAGACUUCGCGUCAUCAAUAUAUCUCCUGGAUCCUCCUUCCGGCCCAGAAUGGAAAUCUUCGACGACCCGAGGUCAACGCAUGUCGUGUUGACGUUUGAACUUCCCGGUGUCAAAACGUCCGACCUUUGCAUCCGGGUAGAGCACGGAAAUCUCGUCCUGCGGGGCCGGCGGCGGCCUCGCUUCCGGCAGCGCCGCACUCCGCGCAGUGCACCAGGCGAGGGCACCGAGAACAGCCCGAACAUGGAUGUUGACACCGACGCCCGCAUCUUCCCAGCACAGGAACUCCGAUAUGGGAGAUUCGGACGCGCAGUCAGCCUUCCGAAAGGCGUCGAUGCUUCAUGUCUCUACGCGGCUCUCCACGAGGGCCUCCUCACUAUCAUCUGGCCGCGAUCCGCGCACUCGAGUGUCAAACAAGAAACACCGGCUGUGAAGCUAGAAACAGACGCCAUGUCCCCCGGUGUAGCAUCAGUAGCGCUCCCGACGUCAGCCGCUCGCACUGAGGAUCCACGAGCAAGAAGCUCGCAUCCCAGUACUCAGUCUGCUGGGAAGGCAGGUUCCAGUGCCGGCGCCACUCCCCACUAGCGUCCCGAACAGGAGAUCUAAGCUGUAUCUCUGUUAUACAUGCGGAUGCCAAAUGGAUCUGACAGCCGCCGAGAGUCACUGCAUGCCACAUCUUGUUUUCUACCCCCGCUUUGUAUACGUCUUCUCUGUUUUCGGGAUUCCCUUCGAUCGUGUUGUACAUAUAUCACCCUACUCACCUCUAUGAAUACUAUCUCUGUACGAUCUGAAUUCGUGGACUGGACUUCUCUGUAUCACAAUACUAGACUACGAAUCACCUCUGCCCGAUUCUAUAUCUGUGACAGGCGCACCCAUUCCCGGACUUUGUACUCCUUUGUAAUCUUCGCACAAUACGCUGUUGAGUCAAGAAAUGGUGAUUCCACCUCCACGUUGAUGUGAUUCCCUCCCUCCGUCCUUGUGAAUGCACAGCCUUGUAUGUAAUCUAUUGCCGAUCUCGAUAGCCUUCUCGGAUUAGAUUUCAAUCUCCGCAUUGUCGUCAGCCCGAUGCACAACUGCCUUUCUGGGAUUCAAGGAGGCUUGCUGCGGAACCCAGGGUGCUGUUGAGGUCCACAUCUGAUAUGAGUCAUGGCCACAAUCGAUGUAUGAGCUCAAACACACUGUCCUACAGCCUUGGCUCCGGUCACCUCUAGCAUGGCUAGGGAUCGCAGGUGGUCUUUUAGGGACUGAUCUCAGAUGGACCCACAUCUUACCUGAUUCGUUUCAUCCCACAGGAUGCCACCUACAUUCGGU